Molecule: messenger RNA, 1209 nt
Organism: Oldenlandia corymbosa var. corymbosa
Lineage: Eukaryota; Viridiplantae; Streptophyta; Magnoliopsida; Gentianales; Rubiaceae
Source: the annotation of a GenBank genome assembly
AUGGAGGUAGAGACGGAAUUAGAAAAUAUGAAGGACAGAGAGGGAGGAGCUGAAUUAGUUCUGAAUCUUCAACCAAGUUCAUCGAUUUCAAUUGGUUAUCAUUCUUCCUUUGGUCCUCAUGAUGACCUAAUUCUCCUGGAGCUCGAUGAGAAGCUUCUUCCUGACUUUCUUCAUGAAAGGGUAACUUUGAGAGGUCAGCCUAAUGAAGAUGCAGUUCUUUGUACCACAUCGAAAACCUAUGCGGUUAAGUUUGUUGGGAACUCGAAUUCUGUAUUUCUUAUACCCCCUUUGGAUCUAUUUCCUUCAUGUGGGAGUACACAGGAGUAUGAGGAAACUAGUAGCAAAGACUUGAAGGUUGCUUCCAUUAUCAAAGUUGCACCUGGUAACAUGGAGCUCGUUGAAGUUGCUCCAAAGUUGGAUAAGCUUAAACUUCUUCUUUCUCAAAAUCCAUACAAUUUUGGUGAUAGUUCAGAAAUGGAGGGAAUAGAAGGUGAUGACAGGACUGAUGCUAAUUUGUACAGAUGGGAGGAUCUAGUUGACAGGAUUCAAGCUAGUGACAUGGAACUGAGAUCUGGGUUAAAUGCUAUAUUUGCUGUAGAGAUAAAUGGAUAUUGGAGGACUCUUGAUGAAAAUUAUAAGGAUGGGAUUCUGAACAUGCUUUUGCAUAAUUCAGUACUCAAUGAUUGGUCUUUGAAUUCACUUUAUGAAGAUGAAGUUGUGGCUGUACUAGUAGCUGAUGGCUAUCCCAGUGAAAUUGCCAGACACUGUCUGCGAAUGUUUGGGAGCAAGGUUAAUGAGGGGGUUGGUCCCUCUUGUUGGAGGUUGGAUGAAAGAUGUGUGUGCCUGCAUUUUGCUAGAAGAAUCUUAGGAGCAGGAAAGAUGAAGUUGGAAGCUUUUAUGGAUGAGUGGGUGAACAAGGUUCCAUCAGGCAUGCAUGCAACCUUUGACAUGUUAGAAGGUGAAAUUUUGAGCGAAAAGCAAGGCAUAGAAACUUGGAUUCAUGCCUUCAGUGUUUCCUCUCUACCAUCCACCCCUGCUGAACGUUUUUCAUUGCUUUUCCAUAAGAAGCCAAAGUGGGAAUGGAAGGAUUUACAUCCAUAUGUCAGGGAUCUGAAAGUGCCAGGACUUUCUUCAGAUGCCUUACUUCUCAAAUAUACUCGCAGAACACAGCCAACUUUGGAUGCAGAACCUAUUUUUACAGCAAGAUAA